UGGAAGUGAUGUUAGAGCCAAAACGUCGUCGCAUGUUUACAACGCAGAUAAACACAGUUUCUCAAAAACCCUAGUUCUUCUCACACUCUCAUCCAAACCCUCUCUUUCACUCUCUCUCCACCAAUGGAAACCCCUUCCGAGGCACCAUCCGCCGGCACCGGCGAAACCAUAAGCAAGAAUGCGCUGAAGCGGGAACUGAAGAACAAACAGAGAGAAGAAGAAAGGAAGCGCAAGGAAGAAGAGAAGGCCAAAAAGGCAGCUGAAAUGCAGAAGGCAAAGGAUAACAAAUCUGCACCAGCUGAUGACGAGGAUAUGGACCCAACACAAUAUCUUGAAAAUAGGUUGAAGUAUCUUUCAGCUCAAAAGACAGAUGGGAAGAACCCGUAUCCUCACAAGUUCUUUGUCACUAUGGCUAUUGGGGAGUACAUUAAGGAAUAUGGAGGUUUAAGCGAUGGGCAGCAUGCCGAGGAUGUCUCUGUUUCUUUGGCUGGUCGCAUCAUGCACAAGCGCACUUCUGGUUCUAAGCUUGUCUUUUAUGACCUGCAUGGUGGUGGCUUCAAGGUCCAGGUUAUGGCUGAUGCGAGUAAAUCAAACUUAGAUGAGGCUGAAUUUUCUAAAUUCCACUCUAAUGUGAAGCGUGGUGACAUAGUUGGUGUCACGGGUUUUCCAGGAAAAAGUAAGAAGGGUGAACUUAGUAUUUUCCCCAAGAAUUUUGUGGUGCUGUCUCAUUGUUUGCAUAUGAUGCCAAGGCAAAAGUCUGCUGCUGCUGCUGUUGAUAAUGCAAAUUUGAAGAAAAGUCCAUGGGUUCCAGGAAAUGCUAGGAAUCCUGAAACAUAUAUUUUGAAGGAUCAGGAAACUAGAUAUCGACUUCGCCAUUUGGAUUUGAUGCUUAAUCCAGAGGUUCGAGAUAUAUUUAAGACCAGAUCUAAAGUCAUUUCUUACAUUAGGAGGUUCCUUGAUGACCUUGAUUUCUUGGAGGUUGAAACCCCUAUGAUGAACAUGAUUGCUGGUGGAGCUGCUGCACGUCCAUUUGUAACACAUCACAAUGACCUUAACAUGAGGUUAUUCAUGAGGAUUGCCCCUGAACUGUAUCUUAAGGAGUUGGUUGUUGGUGGACUGGAUCGUGUUUAUGAAAUUGGUAAACAAUUUAGGAAUGAGGGCAUUGAUUUGACUCAUAAUCCCGAGUUUACUACUUGUGAGUUCUAUAUGGCUUACAAGGACUACAAUGACUUAAUGGAUAUAACAGAGCAAAUGUUAAGUGGUAUGGUUAAGGAACUUACCAAAGGCAGCUAUAAAAUCAAGUAUCAUGCAAAUGGUGUUGACAAGGACCCUAUUGAAAUUGACUUUACUCCACCUUUUAGAAGGAUUGAUAUGAUUGAAGGAUUAGAGCAGAUAGCCGGACUAAGUAUUCCUAAGGAUUUGUCGAGUGAGGAAGCUAAUCAGUAUUUAAAGGAUGCAUGCUUGAAGUUUGAGAUUAAAUGUCCCCCUCCAGAGACAACAACUCGUUUGUUGGAUAAACUUGUGGGUCACUUUUUGGAAGAAACUUGUGUAAAUCCUACAUUCAUCAUAAACCAUCCCGAGAUAAUGAGUCCUUUAGCGAAGUGGCACAGAUCAAAACCAGGCCUGACCGAACGAUUUGAAUUGUUUGUUAAUAAACAUGAACUUUGCAAUGCGUAUACCGAAUUGAAUGACCCUGCAGUACAACGACAAAGAUUUGCUGAACAACUCAAGGAUCGGCAAUCUGGUGAUGAUGAAGCAAUGGCCUUGGAUGAAACAUUUUGUACGGCUCUGGAAUAUGGUUUACCACCUACUGGUGGUUGGGGCUUGGGCAUUGAUCGGUUGACCAUGUUGCUGACAGAUUCACAGAAUAUUAAGGUUUCUACUCUUUCUCUAUCUGCAUGUUAUUUUGUUUCAGAAUUUCUCACCAUGUUCUGUCUUCUUGGUGACAGGAGGUUCUUCUCUUCCCUGCGAUGAAACCUCAAGAUUGAAUCUUCUACCAAAUGUGUUUAAAUUAGUGAAAUCAUCAUACACAGGUACGUUCUGCGUUAACGUGACUGAUAAUUUGCGUGUGACUUUUGGCCGCCUUUUAAAUGCCAAGUAUUUCCAGGAAAAGUUCGAGCUUGGUACACUGCAUAAUUUGUAGCCACUACUGAUAUUGUUAAUCUUUGUUAUUGAUUUUGAGUAUACAACCCCAGUAAUAAUAGCAGUUUAGUCGACCGUGGAACAGCUGCUACAUAAUGAUGGCAGAAAGAAAGCAUAUUAAUUCCCAAUACAAGCAUAAUAAAAAUGCUCAAAAAGCUUCAACUAUUCAUCCUCACAACCCAGAAGUUAUAUCUUGUUGACUCAAUGAUCAUUGAUACGAGGUUUAAUUAAACAAUUAGAAAAAAUAACGCGGGCUGGGUCUCGGUUGGGGAGGACUAUGAAACAGAUAUUUAACAGAUAAUGUCCUCCCUCUUAUGCGCCAAAUUAAGCAACAAAAAGGGGUGGGCAAGAGAGUAGGCCGGCUGUACCAUGAACUUAAGAAAUCAAGUCAGUUUUUGUUCUUUUUCUUUUUUUUUCCUGAAACAUGCAAUUAGGUGGCUGUUGUCUGUGUAAUUUUGAAAAAAAAAAUGUUUCUGAUUGUAAGCGAAGGGUGGGAUUAAGGGACACGGGCGGUCUGGCACGAAGUUGGGCUACUAAAUCUGAAAAUUAGUUUCCUUGUAGCAUGCGCAUCAGGUCAUAAGAACAAAUAAUUCGAACCAUGGAACCAGAUAUGUGAUUUUGGUGUGGGCAGAGUGACAUUUUGUGCGUUCGAGUGAACAUGGAACCUAACUCUAAUUCAAAAAGAAAGUUUAAACGGAUUGCAAUCUCUAGAAAUGCACUCCCUAUUGAUCAUAGUAUAGCACUAUUGGUAUUGGCAGCAGUCUAGCUCAAUCACAGUGUACCACUAUCAGCCGCAAUUGAUAAGUUUGAUAAUUCAGUUCAGUACAUUUUUUAAUGAAAAGGACACUAGAGACAAUUUAUAUUUUUUAUUCAAUAUAUCCACGAAGAAUUUCCGGUAGUUAAUUCCUAUCUAGUAUAAACGGUAAUGUUUCCUCUGCCGGUAUUGAUUAGCGUUGAUGUAUGAAUUUUCAGUUAUGCUACUGGUAUUGGAUAUAAUUAUAAUAACCUUUUUUUGGUGUUUAAGUAUUUCCUUUUUUUCUCUAUCUGUUUCAGGAACAUUAAAAAGCAAGAUGAUUAAUUUGGUAUCUCAGUUUUGAUUUAUGUAUUUGAUUAGUGGACUUAUGACGAACUGGUCAUGCAUCGUUUCGCAGUUGAUCUAUCCUGUAAGGGCGGUUGGGGAGGGGGCAUUGAUAUAUUUUAUCUUUUGGUGGUUGGAUUAAAUGUGAUGUCAUAUACUAGCUUAUUUAUUACACAUUUAAGAUUCGAAACAAUUUUUUAGUACA
Vigna angularis (adzuki bean) is the source of this 3425-nucleotide messenger RNA. RefSeq names its product lysine--tRNA ligase, cytoplasmic. Gene Ontology annotation, molecular function: tRNA binding; ATP binding; lysine-tRNA ligase activity. Bases 124 to 1974 code for a protein of 616 amino acids. The transcript has 15 exons. Gene Ontology annotation, cellular component: cytoplasm; cytosol. NCBI's taxonomy places the organism in Eukaryota, Viridiplantae, Streptophyta, Magnoliopsida, Fabales, Fabaceae. Gene Ontology annotation, biological process: lysyl-tRNA aminoacylation. The record is from RefSeq and is a predicted model, not a curated record.